Messenger RNA from Leptomonas pyrrhocoris, 2653 nucleotides. RefSeq lists its product as hypothetical. Bases 584 to 2653 code for a protein of 689 amino acids. The transcript has a single exon. NCBI's taxonomy places the organism in Eukaryota, Euglenozoa, Kinetoplastea, Trypanosomatida, Trypanosomatidae. The record is from RefSeq and is a predicted model, not a curated record.
AGACAUCGCCUGAUCCAAAACCUUGCAGACUGCGGCGCUUAUUUUUUCCGGUAGGUUGUUUCUCAGCGUAUCGGUGCGGCCACGACUCACGCGCACACGCACGCACGCACACACGCAAAGAGCGUAGAAACAGGCGACGUGCACCGAAGGAUUUGGCGUCCCCGCACAGCCGUCGGGUUUUUUUUUUCUGUCUUCCUCCGAGACAUUUAGCUUUACUGGCUUGCAAAGGAAGGUUUAUCCGGUGCAACUCAACGCUAAAAAGAGUUCCCAAACCGCCAUUCUUCGCACCGUGUCGUUUAAACCUUUCGCAGUGGAGCUGAACCGAAGAGGUUGGAGUGCUCUGUGCUUCUACGCUGCUAUUUUUUUAUUCUCAAUUUUCACUCUCUUUCGUCUUGCGCACCGAAUCAUCGUUAUUUUUCUUUCUUUUCAAAUACUAUUUCCCCUCGUGACAUUGCUUCUCUUUGACUGUUGAUUUAUCUUCCGUAUCAGCCGCUGGUGUGAGGUUGGCGGGAAACGUGUGGCACGCAUCGCAGCAACAACGCAGGGAGACUCUUCUUUUCUUUCUUUCUAUUUCCUGCCAACGAUGGACAGGGUUUAUGUGAAGUCGUGCGGCGAGUUCUCCGCGGGGUGCACGAACUGGAAUGAAGCCUACCAGCUUGCACUGGAGAAGGAUGACAGCACGCUAAAGUCUGCCUCCGCGCGCCAGGCAGAGCUGAUGCGUGUUGAAAAGGCUUUUGAAGAGGAGGCUUUGAAGGCUGCAAUGAAAAUUGUGCUGAUGGAGGCCGAUGCCCCGCGACAGGUGCCACAGGCGUUGCUGUGCUACCGUGAUAAGAACGUGCUUUUCCGCGUGCUUCCGGACUGCCGAUCGGGCCGCAGCAUCGUGGCAGCGCUGCGCGGCGUGCUGCUGAGCGGCAGCAGCGUGCUGACGGUGCCCUUAACCGUCUUCUUUGUGUAUCGAGGCACACCCGUACUGGCUCAGGCGCUCGCCCCGCUCGGGCCGGAGCCGCAGAAGUUGCACGGCGACGACGCAGAACCGAACGCGGAAGUGGUCGCGGAGGUGGAGAUCAUCGCUGACGCACUCAACACGCCGCUGCCGGACCAAAUCGUGUGCGAGGUCUACCGCGGACUUGACGGACGCAAGUAUGUAGCAAACACAAACAUCACCACCAUCGCGCUCGACGACUCCACGCUGAUCAGCGGGCCGCUGAAGCGAACGGAGAUGCUGGUGCUGUCCCCCUGCGUGACGGCCACCUGCGAGGACACUCUCAACGUGCUCCGCAACCCUGCUGUGAUGGAUGCCUUGCUCCACGUGCUGGACGCCCCUCUGGAGCAGCAGGGCCACCUCCUCAGCGGGACCCUUCAUUUCUACGGCAUUAAUUUGUGCCUGUUGAAGGGCGUGCUGGACGCUUUCCAGAACAAAUUCGGAGACGACGCCCCCUCCUGUCGCGGCUUUGCCGAAGCGGUCGCCAUUGAGAUGAUGGCGCGCACCAUCAAACAGGAGUUUUACACGGAAGUACAAGGGAAGCGGCUCGGCAUGGACGAUGUCGGCAUCAGCAAGUGCUUGGCGCUGCAUCUGCGCGCCGCCUUUCACGACGAGGGGAAGGAGAGGUUUGCCUCCCUGGUGCUGCGCAAGUACUCCGUCGGCAACGGUAACGGCGAGGCCGAGACGCUUCGGCGGGUGCUGCGGGAGGUGCGCCGCGAGCACCGCAGUCUUAUCGUGGAGCGUGUGUCCUGGCUCGUCGGGGCACGAAGCGCACUGCCAGUCGACGUCGGUGCAUAUCAGCGCACCGUCGUGUGGAUCUCGCGCGUGGCAAGCCGCAUAACGCCGCCGAUGCGUGAGCCGUCGCUGCUGUGCUCGCUGGAGCCGCUGUUCCGGAACUCGCCGACCUGCGAGGCGCACGUCUACGCCUUCUGCUGCCCGGUGCAGAUUAAAGUGGCGGUGUGGCAGAGGCGAAUGGGCGACGCCCUCAACCUUGCUAGCGCUGCGGCAGAGCACGUCAGCGCGCGGUACGGGCCGGCGUCCAUACGAGCGGUGCAGGCGCAGCGCACCUUCGCGAAGCUGCUGUUUGGUGUCCCCGCCUUGGACAACAUCCGCGAAGCGCUGCAGAUGGUCACACCGAUGCUGCAGGUCUACGAGGACCGCGCCGGUCCCGUUACGCGAGCCCGGUGCCACAUCGAGGUGGGCUGCUGCUUGUUGGGGGCGUCGUCGGUACUCGACGUGCUCGGCGAGGCGGCCCAGCACUUUCGGAUGGCGGAGCGGCUACUACCUGCUUGGCUGCGCAGUUCCAGUGGGGCGUGGCUGUACUUGCAGCCGAGUUUCGGAUUGGUGCGGUGCCACCAGCUAGGGCAGAAGAGCGCGUCCGUGCCACUCACGACGCUGGUGGGCGACGCCGUUUACUUUUCCCGUGUCGUCGCCCCGGCCGACUACUGCACGGAGUACCUGUGGGAGCUCGGGAUGGAGCUGGCGGCCGACCGCGACUACGAGGAGGCGACGCAGGUACUGACGGCAGCCUACGCGAUGGCGAAGCGGACGCCGCAGUCGGUGCUGGAUGUGGAGGGCCUGCGCGACGACACGUUUCGUGUUUAUAGUGAGUGGGACCCGGAGCACUACGCCGCCUACUGCGCCGCCGUUGCGGAGAACUCGAGCGCGUAA